Messenger RNA from Plasmopara halstedii, 2142 nucleotides. RefSeq lists its product as uncharacterized. The record is from RefSeq and is a predicted model, not a curated record. NCBI's taxonomy places the organism in Eukaryota, Oomycota, Peronosporomycetes, Peronosporales, Peronosporaceae. The coding region runs from base 1 to 2142 and encodes 713 amino acids. The transcript has a single exon.
AUGGAAAUUGAUCAAGAUAUCUCUCGUCGAAAUAAUCCACGCUGGCUACCAUUACUGUUGGAUGUGAUCUUGGCUACCUCUUUUGUGCUACUGGAUGUGCGUGAUCUUUCGUUUAAAUUGCAAUGGAUUGGACUAAACGACACGACAAUUGAGACGAUUUCUCUCCCAGCGUCGAAUUUAGCUUCGUUACAACCGUCAGAACCAUUUUUAUACACAAAUCAACACUUUCAGCGAGCUUCAGGGUGGAGUUCUUUUCUGGAAAAAUGCGAUUCAUUGAUUCAUGUCAUAACAGAAGAACAAACGAAUGGCUUUCGCCAUGUAAUUGGGAAGAAUUGUUCGAUCGGUAGCUCAAUUCGAGCCAUUGAUUUGUUUCUUACAAGUGAAAUUCGUGCUGAUUCCAUGGCAUGGAUGGCAUGUGAGCUUCUGUACAAACACCGCAAGCCACCUCUCUGUCAUUCUACCAUUGUAACCCAGUUUCAAGACCGCUACAACUUUAUAAACAAGCUUUCAUCCGAAAGUGUAUUACUGACAGAUGAAGUAACUAACGAUCCACCUCACUUGAAAUCUCGCGAAGUUUAUGCUGCUAUACCUGGAAGUAAUGUGGAGACGAAUUUGAUUGAAUUGCUUAAUGUGAUUAGCCACAGCGUGCCGAUUUCUGCUGCAGUUUGCGUCAAAGGACUCGUCAUCAAUGGCAUUGAAUUGCAAAAUUCAUCCAUUUUUGGAUGUGGAAGUCCCAGCUUCUUCCAGAGUUUCUUCAUCGAUAGUGACACCUCCCGUAUGGCAUCACAAUUUAUGAUAGACAAAGCCUGGUUAAAGGCCGAACGAUUCGAAGUUAUGGGCAUGACAUUUCUAUUACGUGAGAAUUGUAUCAGCUCAUCCACAAUUCACGACUCAAAUCAUGACAAUGGUCGACCAAUUCUGGAUGUCAAGUCACGGUGCAAUGUAUCUGCAUCCGGAUCAUUAUACAUAUUGAUGAUUCUAGUGGAUCUAACUUUACUAGUGCUAAACAUGUGUAGUCUUGCUCAAAUCUCACGAUUAAUGCUCUGGCCUUUGUGGAAACCACUUAUUGCUUCCGAAUAUCAAUUUUCUUCUGUUUCGACUUCAAAAUGCGGCUUUGAGGUCGAAGAUUAUUUCCAAACCCUACAAGUUGGUAUGCUCCGGAGUUCGGUCGUUGUAUGGCUCACAGUUAUCUCUAGACUUUUGACAUGGAUAUAUAUGAUUCCCAGUGCUCACCUGUGGAGCGAUGGUAACUUUAAUGCUGGAACUGUACACGCAUUGUUGACGUUGUUUCGAGUUUAUGAUUUAGUGACUAUAUGUGUCAAUAUUAUCUGGGAUACGAUUGUGUCCAUCAGCGAAGAUAGCGCUUUGGCUUUCGUUCGACAAACAUACAUCACGCCGUUGGAAAUAACGGCUAUAAGCAUCUUUAUCGCAGUUGCCAGUGAUUCUAUGAUAGGACCACUUUUUAAUGAAGGUCCAGGGCGACAGCUGCUGAUCGACAGGUCUUCUUUUGAAAGUGCUACUGCUUAUUCAAACACGUUUUCGUCGCGCAAAUAUUCCUCAAAGACGCUGUUUGAGCUUUACUAUCCACUAAUGACCACGACUGGUAUAAGCGUCCUGACUGUUGGAUUUUUUAUUGUUUCACGAUUCUGCAUUGGAAAACUUACGCAGCCUUCAUGCUCAAUGCAUGAUUCUGCAGAUGCGAUUCAGUCUGAAGCAAACAAAAAUUUAUCAGUGAAGUCUUUUCGUGCAAGAAGCAGUACUAAAAUGUUAAUGCAUUCAGUCUCCCCUCUUCCAAGUCCCACUCGAAAAUUGAUUGUGGAUUCUUCUAUGCUAUCCGCCUCAACAUGGACUAACAAGGCUCACAAUCACCGCCUUCCUGUCGAGGAUAUGCUUGAUAAUCCCAUUCGCGCGCGCAGUUUAGUACGGUUUUCUCCGUCGCUCGAAAUUAUGAGUGGCGACCACCUCCAUUCUCUACAUCCUGCAAUUUUCCUCAGAGCUGGAAUCGUCUUGGUCGGAAAAUCCAUGGUCACACGUUAUGGGUUUUCAAGUACAGUUCAAUCACUUGUUUACGCACAUGACCACACGUCAAAGAGUGAAUCACAGCACAUUGGAGCGAAUGGUGCUAUCCCCAAUCUUCGAUAG